GGUCGCGGCCACGCCCCCGUCACGUGACCGCUCCCCGCCUCCCUCAAGUCAUGCCCCGCAAACGCCCGUUCAGCGCCAAGAGGAAAAAACAGCAACUGCGGGACCGGCGGGAGAGGAAACGGGGAGAUGCCCCGGGGGGACCGGACUCGGGCCCCGGCAGCCGCAGCGGGAGCCGCGAGAGGAGCAGCGAUGGGACCUCCGGGGACCCUCCCGGGGACCCCCCGGGACCUCCCCGGCGCCACGACCCCGGCAGGUUCCGUCUCCAGCUGGGGGGGCCCCGGGCACAGGCCCUGGCGCAGCGCCGGCGUCGGGCACAGGAGGAGCCCCUGGAGCUGCUCCCGGAGAGCGCCCUGGAGCUGGACCCUGACACCCUCUACGGGCCUGGGCUGGAUUUCCCCCGGAGACCCCCCUGGAGCUUCGCCAUGAGCCCCCAGGAGCUGCGGGCGCGGGAGGAGGCGGCGUUUGGGGCCUUCCUGAGGAGCCUCCGUGAGGGGAACCCCCCCGGCACACGAGGGGGGGGACAACGAUGGGGACGAGGAGGGCGGCGGCCUGGCCCCCUUUGAGCACAACCUGGAGACGUGGCGCCAGCUCUGGAGGGUGCUGGAAAUGUCCGACAUCAUCCUGCUCAUCACUGACGCCCGGCACCCGGUGCUGAACGUGCCCCCCGCCCUGGCUGCGCACGU
Messenger RNA from Myiozetetes cayanensis, 683 nucleotides. RefSeq names its product G protein nucleolar 1 (putative) (gene GNL1). The record is from RefSeq and is a predicted model, not a curated record. The transcript has 6 exons. NCBI's taxonomy places the organism in Eukaryota, Metazoa, Chordata, Aves, Passeriformes, Tyrannidae. Bases 51 to 563 code for a protein of 170 amino acids.